This is a messenger RNA of Nicotiana attenuata, 459 nucleotides long. RefSeq lists its product as uncharacterized. Lineage: Eukaryota; Viridiplantae; Streptophyta; Magnoliopsida; Solanales; Solanaceae. The record is from RefSeq and is a predicted model, not a curated record. The transcript has a single exon. Bases 1 to 459 code for a protein of 152 amino acids. Gene Ontology annotation, molecular function: nucleic acid binding.
AUGGGGUCAAACUUAAGGUUGCGACCGCUUACCAUCCUCAGACUAGUAAACAAGUUGAAAGUGCCAAAUAGAGAGAUAAAGCAGAUUCUAGAGAAGACGGUUAGUGCAAGUAGGAAAGAUUGGGAUGCAAAGCUUGAUGAUGCUCUAUGGGCAUACCGGACCGCCUACAAAGCUCCAAUCGGAACCUCCCCUUACAAGCUGGUUUAUGGGAAGGCAAGCAAUUUACCGGUGGAUUUUGAGCACAAGGCCUAUUGGGCGAUAAAGAAGCUGAACUUUGAUGCAGAAUUAGUGGGUAGAAAACGAUUGAUGCAAUUGAACGAGCUUGAUGAGUUUCGCUUGCACGCAUAUGAGAAUGCGAAGUUAUAUAAAGAAAGGACCAAGCCAAUUGGUUCUCUUGUUCAAUUCAAGGUUGAGACUCUUUCCGGGGAAGCUCAAAUCGAUAUGGUCGGGCCCGUUUAA